AUGUUUAUUCUUACUACCAUCUCAGAUCUUAUCCAGAUUUCCCCAGAGGACUUCUCUAAGUAUAGUUCUGUUGCUAUUGAAGACAACAUCAAUGAAAAAUAUGCCAACAAAGUUAUUCAAAAGAUUGGGCUUUGUAUUGGCUUCUAUGACCUGCUAGAGUCAUCGGAUGGUCUCAUCGGCCAUGGAACAGGGCUUGUGAACGUGAACGUCAAGUUCCGGCUUAUUGUUUUUCGUCCAUUCAGAGGAGAGAUUAUGCUGGGCAAGAUCUCCAUCGGCGUGGAGUUUUUCAAUGAUAUUCUCGUACCCCCAGACCUUCUUCUGGACGGCGCUAGGUUCGAUUACCAAGACCAGGUCUGGAUUUGGGAGAAUGAAGAAGGUACAUUCUACUUUGAUGUAGGAGAAGUCGUUCGCUUCCGUGUUGAGGUGGAGGAAUGGCAUGAUCAGAUCCCCAACGCUCCAGAUCUGGGGGAUGGCGCUCCCACUGAUCGCAAGCCACCAUACUCGAUCAUCGGAUCAAUGCAAAUGGCUGGUCUCGGACCGAUAUCGUGGUGGUAG
Messenger RNA from Aspergillus calidoustus, 555 nucleotides. The record is from the annotation of a GenBank genome assembly. Lineage: Eukaryota; Fungi; Ascomycota; Eurotiomycetes; Eurotiales; Aspergillaceae.